AACGUAAUUUACCCAAUAAAAUAAAAUACAUAUGGGGCCCCAGAAAAAAAAUAUCUUAGCCUAGGGCCCCUUAUAAUAAUUGGGCCGGCCCAUGCUGCUGUCAUUUGCCUCAAUUUUGAAUCAAAUGUCCCUAAACCGAAGCAGCAAUUGUUUUCGGGGUCUAAAACUAAUUUAACAUAAAUUGUAGGACUCAAGGAAGAAAUAAAACUACCACAGGGGUAUGAAAACCAUUCGCCGAUGGAUAAAUUUGAAUAGAGCGAGCGAGCCUUUAGUUACCGUUGGGAAAACGCCACACACACACACACACACACACAGAAAACGCAGAGAGGAGGAGAAGAAGACGAUGCCGAAGAACACCGACGCGGCGAAAUCGAAAAUUAGGUCAAAAUCGACGAGGAAGCCACUCCGAGACGUCUCAAAUGCCAAAACUGCCAUCAAAUCCGCCAUUAAUUCCAAGAAAACCUCCGAAGAUGGAGGAGGGCAAACGGGAGAGUAUUCGCUCGAUAACCUCUUGCUCGUACACUCCGAUCUCUCCUCCCUCAUGCGACAGAUCGACGAGCUUGUGGUCCAAGCACUUAAUGUGACAAGCAAUAAGGGGAGGCAGGAAAUCAAACAAUUUGCAGAUGUCUUGUCUGAUAUUCAGAAUUCCUUAAAGCCAUGGGUUCCCAGAUUUCAGAAGGCACUUCUCAUGCCCGAGAGUAAGUCUGAGCAGCCUAUCGAAAGAAACGUAGUUUGUGAACAGAAAGAAAGUACAAAUGCUGUCAUCGAAAGCCCUGUACAAACUAAGUGGGAGUCGCUUGUCUCUCCAUCUCCCCUUGUGUCUUGGCGGGCUGAAUGCAAUACAGAAGGUGGUAGGCAAUUGUUUCUACUCACACCCCUGCCUCAGAAAACGGCAUUUUCGUCCAAAUAUCCGACAUCCUCUAUUCGUGCAUUGGAAGAUAUUACAUUUGAUUCAGCCAGAAACUUGGAUAAGAAUCUGGCUGAAACUGUUCCAGACGAGGUUUUGGAUAAAGAAGAGGUAACUAAAGCUGUUGGCGAUCUUCGGACCAAGUGUGUUUCUCCAGAAAAAUUCUCAAAAACGAAUCGCUCUAUGUUUGUGAUGACUACUCCGUGCUUGAAAAUGUCGCCGCCCAAGUCUUGCAUAUUGCUCGAGCCAAUAUCUGCCUUCUCCAAAAAGAAGAACAAGGCAUUCCAUAAAUCUACCCCUUUUCCUUCAAGAGUUGAAAUUCCUAGCGAGUCCCUAGAUUCUGAAUCCUCGAGCAGUCAGUCCUCGGAUGAUUCGAAGGUGAAGUAUCCAGAGAUUUUGGGGAUAAAAACAGAAAAUUUGGAGAAGAAAAUGGUGGCGGAAUAUUCACCAAGUUGGAUUGUAUCACCUCCUAAAACAUGUGCUAUAAUGGAGCCUUCUGAUGAAAAACUCUUGAAAGACCUUUCCGGUAAUCAGGAAGAAGACUCGUUGAUAAUUAAAGAGCUUAAAGAUAUUGGUGGUAAAGUUGAUUUAGCUGAAAGUACACCUAUGAUCAAGGUGCCGGUGAGCAGUUUCCGAAUUGGAAAGCAUCCAGGGGAGAACACAUUGAAGAAGGAACUCUGGACAAGAUUUGAAGCAGCAUCUACUUAUGGUACUCGUUUCGAUGGCUCGUGUGUAGAAGAUUCUACUACCAAAGGGUUUCUUGACAAAUUGGAAGAGGUUUUCGAUGCAUAAUAUUGUGUCUGUCAUUAGUAAAAUUUUGAGCUCAACUAGUGAAAGUAUGUGUAGAUUGUCUGUGUUGUUAACAAAAGCUACAGCUUAAAGACCUUCAUUAGAGGAUUUUUGAGAUAUAAAUUUUAAAUGUAAUGUAUAAAUGGUGCAGUUUUUAUCUUCUUAACCGGGUCAACAGAUUUUGACCCGGAACCGUGACUUUAUUAGGGCGAUUAAAAGAUGGGGUCGAAACUCGAACCAAUGGUUUGAACCGGCGGGUUGGCCCGUAUGUUUAACAAAUUUAUUUUUU
This is a messenger RNA of Erythranthe guttata (spotted monkey flower), 1985 nucleotides long. RefSeq lists its product as uncharacterized. The record is from RefSeq and is a predicted model, not a curated record. Lineage: Eukaryota; Viridiplantae; Streptophyta; Magnoliopsida; Lamiales; Phrymaceae.